AUGAAACCAAUCCUGCUCUUAUCCGUCUUUUUAGGAGUCGUGUCGGGCGAGACUGGCAUUGAUGGAUGGCUCCGGUACGCUCCACUGCCCUCGAACAAGAUCAAAGGACAUGCCGACGCUAUACCGUCGAGAAUUGUGGUGUUAGGUAAAACGUCCGAUGGGCCUCUGGAUACUGCCGUGUCCGAGAUUCAAGAAGGAGUUUAUGGAAUUCUGGGCCGCAAAGUCAAGAUCGCUUCCAAGAACAACGCCUGCCAUGCCAAGGGCACGAUCAUCAUCGGAACGGCAAAGGCUUUUGAGUCGGCUUGUGGCGACCUCCCUUCCAAUGUGGAGCUCCAGGAAGAUGGAUUCUGGCUGAAGACGACUGCCAAUUCGGUGCAAAUCUUGGGCCAAAACGAAAGAGGUGCUCUUUAUGGUGCCUUCGAAUAUCUGUCCAUGCUAGGGCAGGCGAACUUCUCUCAAGUGGCCUAUGCUACGAACCCUAGUGCUCCGAUCCGAUGGGCCAAUCAAUGGGAUAAUCUCAACGCCAGCGGUACGCAUGGGAGCAUUGAGCGUGGAUACGGCGGACCAUCCAUCUUCUUCGAUGGGGUUGGGCAUAUCAAGGAUGAUCUAUCCCGUGUCCCUCUUUACGGCCGGCUGCUUGCUUCCGUGCGAAUAAACGGUAUUGUGAUAUCUAACGUGAACGCGGAUCCUACACUUCUCAACAAAGACAACUUGGAGGGCUUACGGAAAAUUGCCGAUUUAUUCCGGCCAUGGGGAGUUCAAGUGGGAAUGUCGCUCAAUUUUGCAUCGCCGCAAUCCCUGGGAGAGCUUGACACAUUUGAUCCCUUGGAUGAGUCGGUCAUCUCUUGGUGGACUGCCAAGACGAACCAGAUCUACAAACUGAUACCCGAUUUUGUGGGUUAUCUCGUCAAAGCGAACUCGGAGGGUCAACCGGGACCACUGACUUACAACCGGACACUUGCUGAUGGAGCGAAUCUGUUUGCCAAGGCAGUCGAGCCUCAUGGCGGCAUCGUCAUGUUCCGUGCUUUUGUCUACGAUAAACUCGAUUGGAAUGACUGGCAUGCAGAUCGCGCCAAUGCCGCUGUUGAAUUCUUUGGCGACUUGGACGGCGAGUUCGAUGACAAUGUCGUCGUCCAGAUCAAGUACGGCCCCAUCGACUUUCAAGUCCGAGAACCCGCUUCUCCCCUGUUUGCCAAUUUGCGCAAAACCAGCAUGGCGAUAGAAUUGCAGAUAACGCAAGAGUAUCUUGGACAGCAAUGUCACUUGGUGUAUCUCCCGCCGCUGUGGAGAACGAUCUUCGACUUUGACAUGCGUGUGGAUGGGAAAGAGUCCAAGGUCCAAGACAUCAUCACCGGGAAAGUCUUCAACCGCAAGCUGGGUGGAUAUGCAGGCGUCGUCAAUGUUGGCACAAACCAAACUUGGUUGGGUAGUCACCUGUCUAUGUCUAACCUGUACGCCUUUGGGCGUCUGGCUUGGAAUCCCUCUGCCGACUCGGUUUCGAUACUCCAAGAUUGGACGCGCCUUACGUUUGGGCUUGAUAGCAAAGUCCUCGAAGCCAUCACCAGCAUGUCCAUGGAAUCGUGGCCCGCAUACGAGAAUUACAGCGGAAACCUUGGUAUCCAGACGCUGACGGAUAUUCUGUACACGCACUACGGCCCGAAUCCUGCGUCCCAGGACAAUAAUGGGUGGGGACAAUGGACACGAGCAAAUGGGCAGAGCAUCGGCAUGGACAGGACUGUCUCGAAUGGAACUGGAAAUGCAGGGCAGUAUCCAGACGAGGUGGCGGCCAAAUUUGAAAGUCCGGAGACGACAGCCGACGACUUGAUGCUUUGGUUCCAUCAUGUUCCGUAUACAUUCAAACUCCACAGCGGCAAGACGGUCAUCCAAAGCUUUUACGAUGCACACCAUGAAGGCGCCGAAACUGUGCAGGACUUUCAGUUUGUUUGGGAGUCUCUCAAAGGCAAGAUUGACAGCGAACGCUUCGAACAUGAGCUCUAUCGAUUGCGCUAUCAGGCGGGCCAUUCGAUCGUCUGGCGCGAUGCCAUCAAUGAAUUCUAUCGCAACCUCUCGGGUAUCCCUGACAAGGCUGGUCGAGUGCGUCACCAUCCUUACCGAAUUGAGGCCGAGUCAAUGGACCUGGACGGAUAUAGCAUUACUGCAGUUGAGCCUGCAGAGACAGCCUCCAACUAUACAGCAAUCAUCACCAACGGUACGGGAACUGCUUCGACCAAACUUCGGUUUAAGGAUGGGAGGUACAACAUUGCUGUGAAUUAUUAUGAUGUAAUUGGAGGUCGUUCUACAUGGGAGUUAUACAUAAAUGCUCGAAAGAUCGGCGGGUGGAAAGGUGAUAUGGAGGAUAAACUAGGCCACGCGCCGAGCGAUUUCCUGGAUGGGCAUUCUGCGACACGCAUCACGUUUCGAAAUGUCAAAAUUUCGAAAGGCGACACACUACUCAUCAAGGGGAAGGCUGACGGGACUGAGAAGGCUCCGUUAGAUUAUGUUGCUCUUUUGCCAGAGGGUGUGAUUGAUUGA
Ilyonectria robusta is the source of this 2532-nucleotide messenger RNA. Its product is annotated as glycoside hydrolase superfamily. NCBI's taxonomy places the organism in Eukaryota, Fungi, Ascomycota, Sordariomycetes, Hypocreales, Nectriaceae. Gene Ontology annotation, biological process: xylan catabolic process. The transcript has a single exon. Bases 1 to 2532 code for a protein of 843 amino acids. Gene Ontology annotation, cellular component: extracellular region. Gene Ontology annotation, molecular function: alpha-glucuronidase activity. The record is from RefSeq and is a predicted model, not a curated record.